Molecule: messenger RNA, 339 nt
Organism: Paramecium tetraurelia
Lineage: Eukaryota; Ciliophora; Oligohymenophorea; Peniculida; Parameciidae
Exons: 4
Source: RefSeq, a predicted model, not a curated record
AUGGGUAAAAUAAUUUUAGAGUAUUUUGAUGGAGAUCGAAUUUAUGUCUGCUCAAAAUGCCAUAUACAUAUUUCAAAUUACAAGAGUAGAAUAUCGAAGAAUUUUAGGGGCGGAUUUGGACAAGCAUUUUUAUUUGAGAAAGGUAUCAAUUAUCAUGUUGGGCAAUCUGAAGUUAAGGAUUUGAUGACUGGAAAGCACACAGUAUAAGAUGUGAUUUGUAAUGGUUGUAAUAAAGUGAUUGGAUGGAAAUAUAUUAAAGCAUAUCGAGAGUCGGAGAAAUACAAAGAGGGGAAGAUAAUAAUAGAAAGACAUUUCAUAAGAAGAAUUAAAUGGAACUGA